AACGGAAAUGGUAAAAUCUUGUUGUGUUUACAAGUGUCGAAACGUGUGUAAUGGAGAAUCACGGUCGAAGGGUGUCAGUUUCUUUCGGUUUCCCAAGAACAAAAGAAAAAGAAGAGCCUGGAUAAAAGCUGUUAAUAGGGAUAAAUGGACGCCAAACGAGCAUACCUGGAUCUGCUCGCAACAUUUUGUUGAUGGGUGGCACGGAGAUGAACCGAGCGAUGACAAUUAUGCCCCAACAAUAUUUGCCUAUAAACAGAAACGAUCGGAAGAAGAUUUUAACAGGGAACAGAGACGACUUGAUCGAGAAACAACCAAGGAAAAACUUUGUUCAGAGAGGAUAAACAGGGAGAGAGAAAGUGCUAAUUUAGAGUUUUCUCUGCUUGCACAUGGCUCCUACUGUAGAUCAACAGAUGAGUCAGGUGAUCACAGUACAGAGGGAAAUGCUUUAACCAGACUGAGUGAUCAUGAUGAAAAUGGACCAACAGAUGAUGUUGACAUUAAGCUGACAUGUGAUGCAGGUGUACAAUGUGAAGAAGACCCCCUCCUGAAAGAAAACAGAAACCUUAAAGAGGAAGUAAGAAGACUUCGAGAGGACCUACGUAAACACAAAUGGUCUGCUGAGCGCAUUAAAGAUGAUGAUGGCAUGACACGUUUUUACACAGGGCUACCUUCUUUUACAAUCUUCCUGUGGCUGUACAAUUACCUUUCCAGUAAAUGUUCAAGGAUGACAUAUUGGAGGGGGGAAGGACAGACAUCAACUACAGACAGAGUGAGAAUGUCAUCAUCUUGCUUACAUCCAAUUGAUCAAUUAUUUGCUGUCCUCAUGAGGUUGAAAGUUGGACUCUAUGUGCAGGAUAUAUCAGAGAGAUUCCAGAUCAGCAGUGCUUCAUUUUCAAUGUAUUUUACAACCUGGAUCAGUUUAAUUCAUGCCGAGCUCAAGUUUCUAAACCCAUUUCCAAGCAGAGAUAUUAUCAACAGAACUAUGCCGGAAUCCUUUAAAUCUAAGUAUCCAUCAACCAGAGUGAUUAUUGAUUGUACAGAACUUUUCAUUCAAUCAUCAAGUAGCCUAAUAAAUCAAAGCCUAACAUUUUCUAACUACAAGCAUCAUACUACUGUUAAAUUUCUAGUCGGUAUUAGUCCAUCUGGAGUAAUUACUUUUGUUUCUGAUGCAUGGCCAGGAAAAACUUCAGACCGUCAGCUAACUGAGGAAUGUGGCCUACUUCAGUUACUUGAGCCUAGUGACAGUGUAAUGGCAGACAAAGGCUUCACCAUAGCUGACUUACUUGAAAAAAGACAAUGUUCCUUAAACAUUCCACCAUUCCGAGGCACUUCUAACCAGUUUUCAACAGAUGAAGUCUUCAAGACCCAGGAGAUUGCCCAACUUCGGAUUCAUGUUGAAAGGAGCAUUGGGCGUGUGAAGAACUUUCAUGUCUUAGAAGGAGUGAUCCCCCUUACAAUGGUCCACUUCAUCACGAAGAUUUUCCAAGUCUGCUGUUGGCUGACCAAUCUAGAUUAUCCGCUUGUUGAUGGGAAAAAGAUUUCCACUGAUGAAUCAUAACUCUCUAAGUACAAUGGGUGCACAGAUGUCUCAACUUCCACUUCAACUUCCACAGAACUAGGUACAUUGGAGUCUGGAAUAUUCCAGAGAUGAGCCAUACCUAGACAACAAAGAUUUUAUUAUUGAAUCACUGCAUAAAAUGCUAAAUACUUUAC
Messenger RNA from Saccostrea echinata, 1713 nucleotides. RefSeq lists its product as uncharacterized. The transcript is spliced from 6 exons. The record is from RefSeq and is a predicted model, not a curated record. NCBI's taxonomy places the organism in Eukaryota, Metazoa, Mollusca, Bivalvia, Ostreida, Ostreidae. Bases 8 to 1558 code for a protein of 516 amino acids.